Molecule: messenger RNA, 2370 nt
Organism: Oxyura jamaicensis (ruddy duck)
Lineage: Eukaryota; Metazoa; Chordata; Aves; Anseriformes; Anatidae
Gene: SLC15A5
Product: solute carrier family 15 member 5
Exons: 9
Coding region: 274-1848 (524 amino acids)
Biological process (GO): transmembrane transport
Cellular component (GO): membrane
Molecular function (GO): transmembrane transporter activity
Source: RefSeq, a predicted model, not a curated record
AACCAAUUAUUUCUUUUCUUUUGUUUGAUAUCCAAAAUUAGAGUAAAUGAAACCACGAGAACUAGGAUACAGUCAUCCUAGCCAGUAACUCUGUUGUCUCUGGGGGUUCCCAUGAUAAGAUUCACUUUGAAUAACUGACACCAAUGAGAACAGGUUGGAUUUCUCUGCUUGGUUGGUCUAAAUGAUGAUCACAUCAUCUUCUACAGUGGAGGAGAACAGAAGUAUACCUGCAACUUAAGCUGCCCUAUUCAGUCCAACCUGAAAAAGUCAAGCAUGUCUGGUGCAGACAGCAGAGAGGUUCAAGAGAAGCAGCUUUGGGAUGACGUUGCUGACAAGGAGCAAAGACUGACACCCAGUAGAUGCAACCAUGCUGGAAACAUGUCUCAGCCUGAGAAGAAACUCCAAGAGGCCAUUUGUGUGCUGCUGGUGGAGCUGUGUGAGAGAUUCACAUUCUUUGGCAUUGUCUGCAACAUGAUCCUCUUUUGCACUGUCAGACUUGGCUAUCGUAACUACCAGGCAGCUAUUGUCAAUAUGUGCUUCGUAGGCACCUCCAUGUUGACGCCAGUACUGGUUGGCUGGCUUGCCGAAUGCCUUGUGGGAAGGACCAAGCUUGUGUGCAUCUGCAUGUUUCUACACUUCCUAGGCACAGCCCUGCUACCUGUUGUGGCUUUCCCAUUUGAAGACAUUUACAUUGACAGACGACACAUUCUUCUUCAUACGCUAACAAAAAAAGAGCAGAAAAUAGUAUUCUACUUUGCACUACUCACAGCUAGCCUGGGAAUAGGAGGCAUAAGAGCUAUAGUUUGUCCAUUAAGUGCAUACAACCUUGAGGACUGUGGACCAAAGGAACUUCUUUCUUUUUUCAACUGGUUUUAUUGGUUGAUUAACUUAAAUUCAGCGGUUGUCUUUGUUAGUAUCUCUUAUAUCCAGCAGUCUGUGGCCAGGAACCUUGGUUUUCUUAUCCCAUUUGUGUCCAUACUUAUGGCUAUGAUCACAAUUCACAUGGUGCGUGGUGAAAUGAUUUACAAACCCAAAACAGACAGUUCACUUCUGACGACUUUUGGGGUAAUUGCUAGUGCACUGAAAACUUGCUGUGUGCAGUAUCGCUACUUUGGUGGAGGUGUAACAAACUGGCUAGAUCACGCCAAGGAAAACUAUGGUGGUCAGUACAGUGAGAUUCAAGUGGAAAGCACAAAGUCACUUGCCAGGCUCUUCCCACUGUUUGCUUUCCAAAUUCUGUACAGAACGUGUAUUAUGCAGAUUCCGUCAGGAUAUUAUCUCCAAACCAUGAAUUCCAACUUGAACUUCAGUGGAUUUGUCUUGCCAAUUGCAGCAAUGAAUGUAAUAAGCAUCGUGCCACUACUGAUUCUUGUUCCUAUUUUGGAAUGCGUUAACUCAUGUCUCUUCAGUUUCAAGGGAAGUGGACGUUCUCCUACAAUUUAUAUCGUUGUAGGUCAGUUAUCUGCUGCGCUUUCUGUGAUGGUUGCUGGUUUCUCUGAAAUACACCGAAAGCAUUUCCCUCAGGUGGAACAGACCCUUUCUGAGGAGAUUCUCCUGGUCUCCUCCAUGCCUUGCUUCCACUUAGCUCCUCAGUACGUCUUACUUGGAGUGGCUGAAGCCUUGGUAACACCUUCCUGCUUAAUGAGCAGAUUUAUGCUUUACCUGCUUGAAGUAGCAUGGUUUGUCUUGCUGGCUGUAAUGCAGAGCGAGCAAUGUUUUUCCAAAUUAACUGGAAGGUUCUGCAGCAGCCUGGUCAGAUCCCCUGGGUUGUGUAAUCCACCGCUGGGGGGGCAGAGGGGGAUGAGGAGAGUGGUGGGAUCUGGGGCUUGGAUGCAUGGCUGGUCUUGAAGUGGAAGCUGGUCAGGCAGUGGGAUGAUUCGAAUGAGAUCCUGAGGUCUCUUUAUCUCCUGUUCUCAACUAUUUUGUAACUGAUUUUCCUGAGACUGAACAAACACAUGCAUGACAAUGGAGCUGUGGUUACAGUCUUUGAGCACUUUCAGGCCACCAAAGCAACGUGAAGCAAUUUAUCUUAACCCUUUUAAUUUAAGGACCCAGCUAAUGAAAUUACUAUGUUUUUCAUUGACAGAGCAUAUGCAGGUGGGUACCACAAUUCAAUUGACACAGUAACUUGAGGAAUAUUGUAGGUAGAUGCAGGACUUCUGUUUGUGCUCCAAUCAGGAGUCAUGCAAAGAUGCCUUCAUCAUGCCUUUGUUUAUGUAAUGGAGCCAGAGAUAAACAUUCCUGUUUUGCAGAGCAUAGGCAAAGCCUAGCUCAUGCUUACUAUCCAUAAGCUAUGUAGAUAUACUCCUGAUUACAAAUCUGUACCUUCUUUUCCUUCUAUAACUUAUCUUUCAAAACUGCACUGACGUU